AAAGAAAAGGCUUGCUGUGACGAUCUUUUGUUUACCUUUUAUACCUGUCGCUUGGCGCUCUACUCGUAAAAUAUGCCAGUUUGUACACAGUAGAAGUUCUGGCAGAGAAGCUUCGCGGCUCAAAUUUCUACUGAAACGUUUGCGAGUCACGUGCUGCGUACUAUGUCAUUCAAGACCGUGACAUGCUCUCAUGAUUAUCGAUAGUAGACUCUUUGAAGAAGCUUACAUCAUAUCUUCCGGGCUAUCAGUUUCAUUACCGGACUUCUGGAGAUGUUUUGACAGGAAGCUGAAAACUAUGGAUACGUGUUUUAUUUAAAGGCGAUUCUUGUGCUGCUGUUGUCUUGAAAACACUGCGAACAUAUAAGCUUAUCUGCAUUCAGGUUUUCAAGAUCUGAAGAAGUGGAAGAUUUUUGAAAAAACGAAAAACGGUUUAACAGGAGCCUUUGAAGCGUUUUCAUCAGUUGACGAUUGAAUAGAGUUUAUUGGUAACUUUUAUAGCAGGAUAUAAGCUUAAAUCACACGCAGUGGAUAUUUCGUGAUGAAAAUUGUGAGAGGGGUUUGAACAAGAUGCUGAUUACGUGUAGAAUCGAAAGAAAGUUCUUUACAUAGAAAAACAAGUUACAAGUUAAAGUCACUGCAAUGUCAACCCCAAAGACAUCCUUUGCCAGUCAUUAUUUACUGGAAUCAGAACUUUCACCAAAAGUCAAUAUCGCCAUGUCAACAGAAGAACUUCCUGGGAAUGGCAAUUAUUAUGAUGAGUCUUCAGAGGAGGAGGAUGAAAUUGAUUCAACUGAUGUGAAGGAUUUUGAUUCAGCUUUGUUUGAUGUACUGAAGGUUCAACCUGAAGAAUUUGCUCAACAGCUCACUAUUUUGGAUCUGUCUGUGUUUAAGUCAAUCAGUCCAGAUGAGUUAUCAGGCUGUGGCUGGACAAAGAAACAAAAGCUAGAUCUUGCACCAAAUGUAGUGGCACUUACAAGGAGAUUUAACCAUGUGAGCUUUUGGGUAGUCAGAGAAAUCCUCAAUGCCAACAGAACAAAGACAAGAGCAGCAGUUUUAACUCACUUUAUUAAGAUAGCUAAGAAACUUUUGGAGUUAAACAGUCUUCACUCUCUGAAGGCAGUGAUAUCUGGGCUUCAGAGUGCACCUAUCUAUAGACUGGACAAGACUUGGGCACAAAUUCAGCGCAGAGAUCGUGCCCAGUUUGACAGGUUGGCAGAACUUCUUUCAGAGGAAGAGAACAGGAAACAACUGAGGGAUUACUUGAGUUCUGUCAAACUGCCCUGUAUUCCAUACUUAGGUAAGAAUAUAUACAUGUACAGUGUAUCAUGUCCGUGUUUGAUAAUAAUAGUCUGAAUAUUUAUACCUACGUGUAAUUGUACCUCUUUGGUAGGCUUCAGCAGCAUAGUAGUUGAGAUUGGUCGACCAUUGGCUUGUAUUUUGACA
Molecule: messenger RNA, 1443 nt
Organism: Orbicella faveolata
Lineage: Eukaryota; Metazoa; Cnidaria; Anthozoa; Scleractinia; Merulinidae
Product: ras-specific guanine nucleotide-releasing factor RalGPS2-like
Biological process (GO): Ras protein signal transduction
Cellular component (GO): plasma membrane
Molecular function (GO): guanyl-nucleotide exchange factor activity
Source: RefSeq, a predicted model, not a curated record